Messenger RNA from Sodiomyces alkalinus F11, 507 nucleotides. RefSeq lists its product as hypothetical. NCBI's taxonomy places the organism in Eukaryota, Fungi, Ascomycota, Sordariomycetes, Glomerellales, Plectosphaerellaceae. Bases 147 to 407 code for a protein of 86 amino acids. The transcript has a single exon. The record is from RefSeq and is a predicted model, not a curated record.
CGGCGGUGACCCUAAGGAAUUUUCGGUGAAGAGGCCGCUCCGAGGCAAAUGAAGACUCCGUCUCCACCUCAAACCUGAAGUCGUAUCUCGAGGCGGCAGCAGCCAUGGCCUAGGUAGGUCCCAGGCAUGACGGGAACAUAACAACAAUGUAUCCAGCAGAGUCCAGAGGUGAGUGGAAAGUGGUGAGUGGGUUGCAGUUCGAAUUGUCGCCGGGCACAAGAGGCCGUUUUUUGAGAAGGCCGCAGACCCCGUGUGAUCCACAGACCGCGAACCACCACAACCGCGCCGAUGGGGAGUCCCGUGGUUUGGGGCCAGGCAUCAGAUCCUCCGGGGAAGAUAUGACAUUGCCGACGUCAUUUUCUUUCCAUUCUGGCCUUCCUCACGCACACUCUCUUUCUCCUCGUUGAUAGCUGUUGUGCUCAAGGUUCUUUUGCGGUUUGUUUGGGGUGUUCCACCACCCCUCACCCUCAUCCCUCCCCCCUCGAUAUGCCCUCAUCGUCCACUUUU